Populus trichocarpa (black cottonwood) is the source of this 618-nucleotide messenger RNA. RefSeq lists its product as uncharacterized. Lineage: Eukaryota; Viridiplantae; Streptophyta; Magnoliopsida; Malpighiales; Salicaceae. The record is from RefSeq and is a predicted model, not a curated record. The transcript has a single exon. The coding region runs from base 185 to 454 and encodes 89 amino acids.
CUGAUCUUGUAGGCUCUAGUUUUCUCCCAAAGCUUCUGGCCCCUUCUGUACUGUCUAUAUAAGCAAACCCCUGCUUACCAUUUUCACCAUCAAGCACAAAAGCUCGAUAGAUUAUACCUCGUCUUCCUGAACUAAAAGAGCCUCCAUCCUUCUGUUCUAGUACAGAGAAGAAAAUAGAAAAAAAAUGAGUUCAACAAGCAAAGCUUGGAUGGUAGCCUUUGGUAUUGCAGCUGUGGAGGCAAUGAAAGAUCAAGGGUUUUGCAGAUGGAACUACACAAUUAGAUUAUUACACCAUCAUGCCAAGAACAAAGUUAGGUCAAUGUCUAAGGCCAAGAAGCUGUCUUCUCCGACUUCUAACGUGGUUUCAAGUAAAGUAAGAGAAAAUCAGAAGGCAAAGCAAUCAGAGGAGUCACUAAGGACCGUCAUGUACUUAAGUUGUUGGGGUCCCUACUGAGGUUGUUGUGGUUAUAGAUGACAAAGAUCAAACUGUUUGUAGAGUUCCCAUCAAAGAUUUUGAUCAGCCAUGAUCAGAUUCUACUCCAGGACCAUCAAUUGUAAAUUAAUCUGUCAUUUUUUGUUUAUUAAAUUAUAUAAAUCUUUAAUCUGAUUAUAAACUGC